Cladophialophora immunda is the source of this 2313-nucleotide messenger RNA. RefSeq lists its product as uncharacterized. Bases 1 to 2313 code for a protein of 770 amino acids. The record is from RefSeq and is a predicted model, not a curated record. Lineage: Eukaryota; Fungi; Ascomycota; Eurotiomycetes; Chaetothyriales; Herpotrichiellaceae. The transcript has 3 exons.
AUGCCUCAGUGUAUUGAGCUCUGCGAUGAAGUUGAUGCAUGUAACAUGGUGGAGAUUGGACCCGAUGACAGUGGCACGGUCUACUGUUGGGGUUUUACAUCCGUUGUGUCCUGGGUUCCAACCGCAUAUGACGGGUGGGACACUGCGCUCAAAGUAUCCGGCGACUUUGCUCGUGACCCUGUUAGCGGUAACACGAUUGACAGCACCACAACAUCUGCGCCAGCAUCAAUCAUCACAACGAGCUCAAUUGCAACUGAGAGCACCUCAACUCCCACUUCAGCAUCUGUCACCACUACUAGCUCAAUAACAAUUGAUAGCACCACCACUUCUCCGCCAGUAUCAAUCACCACGACGAGCACAGCAACAAUCGAUAGCACUUCAGCUUCGACAUCAGCAGAAGUCGCCACGACGAGCAUAACAACAAGUGACAGCACUUCAGUUUCAACAUCAGCACAAGUCACCACGACGAGCACUACAAAUGGUGACAGCAUCACGACUUCUACGUCAGUAAUUACCACGACGAGCACCACAACUGACAGUCCGACGUCAGCCGAGACGUUCUAUAUCGCCGCUGAGACAGGGGUGGCAAGUCGUAAGGUCAAGCGAGGUACAGAAUAUCUUGUGCUGAGCCCACAGACUGGCUUGAGCAGCCUUGUCGACUCCGAAGCCGAAGCAAGCAUCUUCACUAUUGCUGAUGACGACUCAUUAAUGGUAGUGGUGAGCGGCACACCCGUCUGGGUGGGUCUUUCAUUCAGUACGCCCACCCAACUCGUGAUGGAGACUGAGCCACCAAGCCCUCCCGUUACUGCAGCUAUUGACAACAACGGCGUCUUGACAAUUUCAUCCGUGGUCACUGAGUGCAUUCUGGACGGCGGUCACGUUGCAAGUGGUUUCUGCGACCAUUGUCGUUCCGAUCGGCUCGAGCACAACUACAAGCACGUCGACCUCUUCUUCAUCAGCGUCGCCAGUCCCCACAACCUCGGGGGUGACUACGACGACAUCCGGCAGUAUUUCAAGCACAACUACGGGCAUAUCGACUUCAUCAGCAUCGCCAGUCAUCACAACUUCAGGAGUGACAACGACGACGACAUCCGGCAGUACUUCAAGCACAAUUACAGACACAUCGACCUCUUCUUCAUCGGCAUCGCCAGUCAUCACAACUUCGGGAGUGACGACGACGACAUUUGGUAUUACUUCAAGCACAACCACAACCUCAGCCACUUCAACGACUACGACGCCUGCCUGCACGCCAUCUACGAUCGGAGAUGGUGCGGCGAGUCCUUAGAAGGAGCAACCACAGGCGGCCUGCAAUAUCUUCCCAAGCAGUUCGCAGUCAAUUGGCAAGCGUCAGACAACUACGAGGGCUGGACAUUCGACGACGCCUUAAGCCGAUGUGCUCAGUUUGCCGUCGACAAUGCUGCCACAGCAGUUGAGUUCUAUAUCGACGUGGACCAGAAUUGGCUCUGCGUUGGUGUCAACAAUGUGACUUUCGACGAUUCUUCCUUCUAUCCUGACUCGAAUGUGAUCAAUGUCUGGGGCUUUGUCUGGGAAAAUUCAUGCCAGAACACUCCGCUUGACGAUAUUAUCGCAACUGAUGGAACCGUGUUCUCUGAGUUUUACACCGGCUGCAGCACGUCUUUCCAGGGUAAUACACCUGGUGGAUUACAAUACCUUAACCGAGUCGUGUCGGUAGAUUGGCCAGCGCCAGACUAUUCCGGCUGGACGUUUGAUGACGCCGUCAAAUCAUGUGCUGACCAGACCGUUUCACAAGGCGGUACCAUGUUCGAGUUCUACAUUGGCUCAGAUGAUUCGUGGUACUGCAUUGCAGUGAACGACUUGCCUGUCAAGGCCGACAGCUUCUAUCCUGAUGCGACAAUUGGCAAGGUUUGGGGUUUUGCCAUUGCAGAGUCAACAGAAGUCUGCGAACCUUCACAACUCGCAGGGUCAAUCCAGUUGGCGAACGGGACUACGUUUGAUGAGUUCUAUGAUGCGUGCCAUGUGUCGCUGGAAGGCAACACGGCUGGCGGACCCGGCUCCAUGACAAAUGUUUUUGGCUUUAACAAUCCGCCUGGUGAUGAUGGAAAUCAUGGAGGAUGGACUCUUGAGACUUCUCUACAGCAAUGUAUUACGGACUCGGCAGCUGCUGGUGCAACAUUGGUCGAAUUCUAUGAGAACGCCGACGAGGAUCCUACAUGGUACUGCUUUGGCGUCAACGACGUCCCGGCACAGGAGGAUUCAUUCUACGGUGAUGGCACUGUUGGCCGUUUGUGGGCUUUCAAGCUUGACGAGUCUACUUUGCCAACCAGUGGCUAA